This is a messenger RNA of Cyphellophora attinorum, 1716 nucleotides long. RefSeq names its product putative transporter. NCBI's taxonomy places the organism in Eukaryota, Fungi, Ascomycota, Eurotiomycetes, Chaetothyriales, Cyphellophoraceae. The record is from RefSeq and is a predicted model, not a curated record. The transcript has 2 exons. Gene Ontology annotation, molecular function: transmembrane transporter activity. Bases 1 to 1716 code for a protein of 571 amino acids. Gene Ontology annotation, biological process: transmembrane transport.
AUGAAUUCCCUGGACCGCUUUCUCAGCCGGCCAACGGCCAAGCCAUAUCGGUCUGGCAAGAUCGAUCCCAAUCAAGAAGUCCAUUUUAACAAAGAUGGCCAUCUGGAUUUCGAGGAGGGCGAUGUCGAAAACCCAAAGAACUGGUCAGUCGGACGACGGAUCUACAUUACGGUUGUAGCGGUGUCGAUGGUUGUUAACGCAACGUUCGCUUCGUCUGCGCCGUCCGGAGUUCUGGUCGGCAUAUCAGAAUACUUUCAUGUAUCCGAGGAGGCUGCUGGUCUGGUCAUCACUUUGUUCCUGCUCGGCUAUUGCGCAGGACCUCUUGUCUUUGCACCACUCAGCGAAUUCUUCGGAAGGAGAUACUUAUUCUACAUCACGUUCUUAUGCUAUAUCGCAUUCAAUUUUCUUUGCGCCUUUGCGCCGAACUUCGGAUCAUUGCUCGUCGGCCGGUUACUCAGUGGCACCUUCGCUUCUGCGCCUCUCACGAACGCUCCUGGGGUUGUUGCCGACAUCUGGGGCCCGAACGAGCGGGCCAAUGCCAUAGCGCUGUUCUCCAUGAUGACUUUCGUUGGUCCGGCGGCAGGUCCGAUCGUCGCCGGCUUUCUCCAGGUCACCAAAGGUGACGAUGGCUGGCGAUGGAUCUUCUACGUCCUCAACAUGUUUGGGGGUGGGACUGCCAUCCUUAUGUUUACGCUGCCAGAGACCUACGCGCCAGUUGUGCUCCUGAACAAGGCCAAACGCCUCCGACGCGUCAAUCCAGAGAAGUAUGGCGACGUCACCGCCCCCGCCGAAGCUCAUGGUCGCAACCUGGGAGCCAUGUUUCGCGUCGCCCUGCUUCGACCGUGGCAGAUUCUUUUCGAUCCUAUCGCGCUCCUGGUCGCCAUUUACAUCUCAGUGGUCUACACCCUCCUCUACAUGCUCUUCUCAAUCUACCCGAUCGUCUUCCAGCAGAAACGCGGCUGGAACGCGGGCGUUGGCGAACUUCCUCUGGCAGGCACCGUCGUCGGCGCCGUUAUCGGUGGCAUGAUCGUCCUCACCUUCACGCGCCACGAGCAGAAGCGCCAGGCCAAGGGCCACAAAUUCGAAGCUGAAGACCGCCUUCCCCUCGCCAUGCUGGGUGGCAUCCUCUUUCCCGUUACGAUGUUCUGGUUCGCAUGGACGGCAGAAUACAACAGCAUUCACUGGAUCGUCCCCACCAUCGCCGGAACACUUCUCUCCACUAGCAUCAUGCUGGUCUUCGUCGCAUACCUCAACUACCUCACAGAUACAUACCUCAUGUUCACCGCAUCCGCCAUGGCAGCCAACACGAUCACUCGAUCCGCUUGCGGUGCCGCUGCUCCGUUGUUCACUAAUUACAUGUUCAACGCCCUCGGUGUCGGUGGCGGAGGGAGCUUGAUCGGCGGCGUCGCGUCCUGCUCGCACCCAUCCCCUUCGUCUUCUACAACCCCUCAGCAAGAACAGGACGCGUCUGACGACUCGGAAGCUACGGAAGUCGGAGAAGGAGGUGACGACGAAGAGAAGCAGCAGCGUCGUGCGAGACGGGAGAGUGGACAGUCCGGGGCGAGUAGUGAAGACAGCGAUAGCGAUGAGGAGUCGCUUGAGCAGGGACAAGAUUAUGAGACAACGGAGGAGAUCGAGCGGAGGGCCCGGCAUAGGCGGGAGCGGCAGAGAGCGGAGAUGGAGCGGGUGAAGACUAGGAGUGAUGCUGGUGCAUGA